Molecule: messenger RNA, 581 nt
Organism: Aspergillus welwitschiae
Lineage: Eukaryota; Fungi; Ascomycota; Eurotiomycetes; Eurotiales; Aspergillaceae
Exons: 1
Coding region: 214-534 (106 amino acids)
Source: RefSeq, a predicted model, not a curated record
CCUACUGAGAGGACGAAAGAAAGAGACAGAUAGAAGGGGGGGCAGAAAGAGAAACAACACCAUCACUUUCUCUCCAAGUCUGAGAUCAGAUCGUAUCAGCCUCUCUCUUUCUCUUUCUCUUUCCAUCAUCCCCUGCUCUUUCGCCCCCCUCUUCCCCCUCUUCCCUCCCUCCGAUUCGGCAGGAAACCGUAGACCGUAGAAUGAUCACUGCGGAUGGGGGCAGAAAGCCCAGCGCAUCCAUCCUCCCUCAAGAAGGGGGGGCGCGGCAUGGCUUGGCCAAUAAUUGAAUCUUGCACCCUCCCCUUAUCCCCUGAUCCGAUUGAUUAUUCUUCUUCUCGAAUGGUUCAGAGAGUCAUCUCUCUUAGCACCUCCCCCCCGAGAUCUGCAGGCCUGAUGAGCUCAGCAGAGCCUCGCAGAUGGGGAUGUGGCAUGUUUGAAGGGGAAAGAGAGGGAGGUGUGUGUGUGUGUGUGUGUGUGUGUGUGUGUGUGUGUGUGUGUGUGUGUGUGUGUGUGUGUGUGUGUGGAUUCAGAUAGGAUUGGGGGGUUGGGUGGAGGAGGAGAGGAUGAUUGAUGGAGAACGA